Molecule: messenger RNA, 1752 nt
Organism: Penicillium longicatenatum
Lineage: Eukaryota; Fungi; Ascomycota; Eurotiomycetes; Eurotiales; Aspergillaceae
Product: triacylglycerol lipase family protein
Exons: 4
Coding region: 1-1752 (583 amino acids)
Biological process (GO): lipid metabolic process
Molecular function (GO): triacylglycerol lipase activity
Source: RefSeq, a predicted model, not a curated record
AUGGGGUCCUGGUGGCUUAGCAUGUGGAGUUUCAUAUCAGCGAUAUUCAGCAUGAUGCUGGAUGUUGCACAGUACUGGGAACAAACGCUCCUAUCAUGGUGGACCUCCAAGUCUCCUCGAUCCCAACUAUUCCAUACGCUCGAAACAGCGACCAAUUACGAGCAGUGGGAAAGCGCGGCGUUUGACCUGGAUGAGCUUCUAAACAAGGACCUUUGGCGUCAGAAUAAUAUCAGUAGACACUAUGACCACCGAUUGAUUUUGGGACGACUGGAAUCGUUGAUGCUCUCGCGAGAAAGUGAGAAUAUUCAGACGCUGGCUAACCUCCUUCGAUCCGGACUCGUGCGCAACUUGGGCAACAUCACGUCUACGAAAUUGUUCACGCAUGCGUACGCGGGCACGAAGCUUUUGAUAGACGACUACAUUACACAGGUCGCGCUGUCUAUUCAAUAUGUUACCUCGCUUCAGCCGGUGCCUGGGCAUGCCAAUGGGUUCACGUCGCAGGCGAAGCUAGAGCUGCUGCAUGAUACACGACAAGCUUUUGGACGUACAACCCUGCUGCUGCAAGGCGGGUCGGCGUUCGGACUGUGUCAUUUGGGUGUUGUGAAGGCAUUGCAUCUGCAAGGACUUUUGCCUCGAAUAAUUACAGGGACCGCUACGGGUGCUAUGAUUGCAGCUCUAGUCGGUAUCCACCCGGAGAGCGAGCUGCUUGGGUUACUAGAAGGAGAUACAAUAGAUUUGUCUGCUUUCGAUCGGCGGUGGAAAGGUCAUAUCAAUGGGUCAUCGGCUAACAAAGCUGAAGGUUGGUUCAGGACCUUCUUUCGGCGGGUGAAGCGAUUCCUCCAAACGGGUCACUUGUUUGACAUGGAGCUGCUGGAGGAAUGUGUGCGAGCCAAUGUCGGAGACUUGACCUUUGAAGAAGCAUAUGCUCGGUCGAAGCGCAUCUUGAACAUCACGGUGGCUACGGCAGGUAAGACAGGUACACCGAACCUGCUUAAUUACCUCACCGCACCGAAUGUGUUGAUCUGGUCUGCUGCUGCUGCUUCCAACGCUUCAUCAUUCUCUAGACGUUCAUUGCCCGUGACAAUCUACUGCAAAGAUGAGACAGGAUCCAUCAUGCCUUGGCCACAUGCACAAGACGCUGUCUUCCAACCAUGGCGACAUGUCCACUAUAAUGAAGGCGAAUCACCCCUCGGUCGAAUCGCCGAGCUCUUCAACGUGAACCAUUUCAUCGUCUCGCAAGCCCGUCCAUACUUAAUCCCAUUCUUACGAUCAGAACUCAAUCUUCUCGAUCGCCGCCAAACCGGUUGGAACAACCUUUCCCGAUCACUCAUGCGACUGAUCUUAGUGGAGCUGCGCCACCGCCUCCGACAACUGGACUAUCUGGGCCUCCUCCCAGGCUCAGUCAGUCGUCUCUUAAUCGACGAAACCAUCCCAGGCCCAAACCUGACUCUUGUUCCCGAUCUGUCGUUUUCAGAUCUGGGCCGCCUCUUCCAACAACCUACGCGAGCACAAGUCGCAGAAUGGACUCUGAAAGGCGAGCGAGGUGUCUGGCCCGCCGUUAGUGCAUUGAAGGUCCGUGAGGCUAUCGAGAUCGAGCUGGAUAGGGGCUACCAAAUCGUUCGUCGGCGGAGGCCAAGUGAUCAAGCUCUUCCUCCGCCGAUACGCCCAUCUCCAAAUGAAGGUGUCUCUCGUCGAAGACGGGUAGAGGGCGAAACUGAAUGCGAGAAAGGCCAGGUCGCUGAAGGACUAUAA